UGUGGUAUUCUGCUUUAAGUUAAAGAAAGACCAAUUACUGCCCAUUUGUAUGUAGCAUCUCAAAAAGAAACCCUCAGCAGGUCUCAUCGCUCCCGCUUUGAUUGUUCAGCCUGAAGCUGUUUAACAAGUUUGACUCCAGGGCUGGUUUCUCAGUCCAAACUGCAGUGAAGAGGAGUCGCCUAUUCCUACAUGACACCACUAGAUGGCGGUGUUGCAUGUCAGGUGAGAGGCAGGACCUGAAAGCACUUGGGUGUGUUUGCAGCCACCCCGGAGAAAAGUGGAUGUUGGGAUUUGAGCGUAGUUUCAUGAGCUAGAACCACAGAGGAGGGAACGAUAAUCUAAACAGAGUUGCAUUUAGUGAUGAAAACAUGAGUCUCUCUGUCUCCACCUGUAUCCUUACUGAAGCGCUGCUGGAAAAAAAAGGCAGUCCGCCAAACACAGACUUCUCCCUCCGGUUUUAGACCACUCCCUUCAGCCGCCGACAGAGGGACGUCCUCCACAACGACUGGACCUCCGGAGCUCUGCUCAACGCACCGUCUCAAAUGUUUGGCACGGUGGUAGAUGCCGGGAGUAUUUCCCAGUAUACACUGGACAGAGUUUUGCCUCACUUUGAUGUCCAGACAGAAACAUCCUGAGAAACCUGUGUGACUGCUUGCUGUUGGUCCACCUUGACAACAAGUUUAAUGAGCUGGACCCAGAGAACACCGGUUUCAUCGCAGUGGAGAACUUCACCAGCUUGGUGGAGCACCAUGAGCUGCAGCUGGACCCGUCCAAACUGGACAUGCUGUUAGCCCUGGUCCAGAGCAAUGAAGAGGGACAGGUUUGCUACCAGGAGCUCAUCGAGCUGAUGAGCAGUAAGCGCUCCAGCAGUUUCCGACGAGCCAUCGCCAAUGGCCGCCGCACUCUGCAGAGGGAGAUCCUGCUUGACGAGACGGGGCUGGGUCUGUACAAACGUUUUGUUCGCUAUGUGGCCUACGAGAUCCUGCCCUGUGAGACAGACCGGCGCUGGUACUUUCACCAGAACCGCCUGUGUCCCCCACCUGUCUUCAUUGCCAUCGUCACCAUCGUACAGAUCAUCGUGUUCAUGUGCUAUGGCAUCAUGCUAAACAAGUGGGUGCUGCAGACCUAUCAGCCUGACUUCAUGAAGAGCCCCCUGGUCUACCAUCCCGGCCACCGUGCACAAGUGUGGCGCUUCUUCAGCUACAUGUUCAUGCACGUCGGUUUGGAGCAGCUGGGGUUCAAUGCUUUACUGCAGCUGAUGAUUGGCGUUCCUUUGGAGAUGGUCCAUGGCAUCUUACGAAUAAGUCUGCUUUACAUGGCAGGAGUGCUGGCCGGCUCGCUGACGGUGUCCAUCACCGACAUGCGCGCUCCGGUGGUGGGCGGCUCUGGGGGGGUCUAUGCUCUGUGUUCUGCGCAUCUGGCCAACGUCGUCAUGAACUGGGCCGGGAUGCGUUGUCCGUACAAGCUGCUCCGCAUGAUCCUGGCGCUAGUUUGCAUGAGUUCGGAGGUGGGUCGUGCAGUCUGGCUCCGCUUCUCACCGCCGCUGCCCUCCUCAGGGCCCCAGCCCAGCUUCAUGGCACACCUGUCGGGUGCCGUGGUCGGUAUCAGCAUGGGGCUCCUGAUUCUGCGCAGCUACGAGGAGAGUCUGCAGAAACAGUGCUCCUGGUGGGUCAUCGUGUUCUCCUUCAUCACCUUCCUCCUCUUCGCUAUCUUCUGGAACAUCUUUGCGUAUGAUCUGCUGGGGGUGCAGAUACCACCUGCUCCCUGAUGAAGGCCCCCCUCACUCCCCAUCCCACCCCCCACGGGCCCUCCUGCACAUACACACUGACUCCAACCCUGAUCCAAGCAAAGGUUCCCUUUCGACCAUAGGUAACUUUCCCAUUUCCUCUCAAGUUAGACCCAAAUGAAAUGAUAUGAAAUCAUUCGAAACUAAAAAUCGACCAAGAAUCCUUUUUUACAGAUACUUUGCAAAUCAAAGAAAAUAUGUCUCUUUUAUUAAAGAGGGAUUACAGUAGCAACAAGUACAGGUGAAAGUUCCUCAGAUCCACUUUGAGGAGCAUUAUAUCUUUUUAUAUAUAUGUUGAAAUCUCACCCACAUUACCAGCACUAAACUAGCAUUUACUCUUUAUUUCUGAGGCUCUUUGAAAAGCUGCUUCAUCAGCCGUUUCUUUUGAGUGCAUCUUUCAUACACGUAAAGACCUCGAGUAGUUCAGGGCGCAUGGCUCUGGUGAAAGGGAAGUAAAGGAAGGGGUAGGAGUGUGUAUUGUGUCAGUGACAAUGCUGGCUAAGAAAAAUGUUCUGUCUUUCGUAAAGUUCAGAUAUCCAGAUCGGCUGCAGCAGCCACCCCUUAAAUUGAAGGUUUCAGCGUUUUGCUUAAAGGCACUUGAGCAUAGUCGAUGCCUAAAUCCUCUGGAUAUGCCACAAAUCAGAGCUGCAGGAGGGGAUUUAUUUAUUUCACAGUCCUGCCUUAACCCGCAGGGGUCACUGUGACUUUUUAGCAAAAUUGCUGGCACACUUACACUAAGAAACAACUAAAAAAAAAGGUUGUAGAUGGAAGGACUGUAGAGAGAGUGUAGCAGGAAUAAGAAACCCCUUCUCAGAGCAGUUGCGUGAAGAGGAAAGUUUUACGCGUCAGACAAGUUUUACGUGGAUUCUGUCAUCCUCCAAAGGUUGGAGGCACCACUGUCAUUUUCACUUAAUGGGGUCUUUAAAAAUAAAACAACAUAAUGUUUUUCUAUAUUAUUUUCAUAACAUUAUGCCUACACUGUGGAUACAGAAACAUAGUUCACACAACAUGGACGUGAAGGACGGGAAAGUGACCGUGUGACAGGAGAGGAGAAAGGAAAAAGAGCUUCAUGAGAAAAAUGUUUCCUGGAUGGUCAUCACUAAAGUGAACUCCUCCUGUCGCUGUGUCAAACAAUAACCACCAACUUGCUAGGCGCACCGUGUAAAAUAUGCCAUGUCAUGCUCUGUGGCUCUCGGCGAGACAAGGACACACACACACACACACACUCUCACACACACACUAAUUUCUCCUCUUUGUCUUUGAGAGCAGCCACUGCCUGAUUCUGUAGGUCAACGUGGACAAACUGAAGAGAAGAAACACACACUUAUACACACAUACACACACACACACACACACACACACACACUGGCUUCUGCCUGUUCUCGCUCUGACAGACUGAACUGGGGAGGGCGCGGAUGUGUCAUCACCUGACCUCUGACCUUCGUGUCCCAGAGGGCAUUGGGGUCUCUCUGUCAGGCCCAGUCUAUACCUCAGUUUCUCAUUCUUAGGGACUGUAUACUUUUGUAAAGGAAUGUACCUAUAAAGAAAAAAAAAGUGUUAUUAAGUUGUCCCCGUUUUUCAUUUGAUAGUGGAUGUGUAUAUUGUAUGUGCAUAACCAAGAGUAUAUUUAUUUGUAUUUUUUUUUUCCCCCUCUUUGAAGGGGAAAAGAGAAAAGUUUCAAAUGGUGCAAAAUUAAUGCUAUGAUUGUUGUUCUUCUGAGGCGGAUUCCCCUGGUUUGUUAGAUGACCACCAACGACUCGAGCUCACUUGAUUUUAUAAAUCAUUAGUGCUUUACAAAAUAAGCCAUAGAAAGAACUAAUUCGAGAGCGCAAAAGCAGAGGGGAAAGUGCUUGUUGGUUUAAAACCUGCUAAUUGGUAGCUCCAAUUAAAUGUUUUGUUUUUUUGUUUUUUUGUGUGUGCGUGUGUGGUCACACAUCAUUUCUUCAUUGUGAAUAUAACAGGUGAAAGAAGACAAACUGUGCAAGUACAAGUGACACUCUAGACUGUUUUAUUUUCAUGUAGCUAGACUCAUUUUUACAGCUUGUUCGCCAACUUGUUUAUAGUGGAUGCAGCUUCAUUUUUGCAAGUGCCCACAUCUCCAAACUGUCCCCUGCAGUACGUGGACAGCUCUCGCUCGCUGCAGUUGUUCAUCUUCUUUUUUUUUUUUCUCGCAAAUAACAAAUUACAGACAGGGCUUCUGUCAUACAUUAUCUGCAGAGUGGUUCAAGCUUUUUGGAAAGCCGAGGCGAGGAUAGCAAUUACAUUUACUCAUGCAACGCUCCAUUUUUCAGUCUUUCAAUCAAUAAUUCAUUUGAAUGUCCACUGGCUGCCUGGGAAAUUUUUUUUAAUGCGUUUGCCAAUUUUGAUAGUCGGUCAUAAAUACAGUCCUCAGCGCUCGCUUCCACAUGAAACUGUCAAUGGUAACAGAAGACCCCGUGUUAAAUGAGGGAAUCUGUACGAAAUAGCCAGAAUAAGCCAUUUUCAGAUACAUAAAGAAGGAAAAAAAAGAAAAGAUCAGCCAAUAUGUGAUAGUAAUAGAUCCUUUAUGGAAACUCUUGUGUAUACUACGAAAUAUUAUUGCUUGGGAUAGCAAAGAUACAUUGAUGAAUAAUGCAUACAUACCCCGUUAGCCUAUAAUGAAGAUUAAGUGGAUGCCUGAGAGGAGGCUAAUGUGCCUCUUUAACUUAAGAUUCAUAGGAACCCAUAAGGGUUGUAAAAAGGGCUAGUAAAUGGCUAUGUUUUUGUAGAACACAUUAACUGUGAAUAUUACCCCUCCUGGAAGUACAUGCAGGACUAAAAUCGAAAGCUUGUGAAUUCUUGAUGCCCCUAAAAUUGAACCAAAAAAAUAAAAAUAAAAUAGAUAGUCGCUUGAGUUGUUCUUACAUAGAGCGAAAACAGUGUAAAGUAGACAAUAGCAAGAGAAAACGAGAACAACCAGGUGGAAGGGAAAGUUUUCAGGAGUAGUUUAUUACUUCUCUGUAAGCCAAAUCUCCUGGCCCUGAGCCUGAGCCUACCACAGCACAGCAGCUUCUGAAAAGUCAUCUCUCUGUGUGAUAAAAAGCCUCUCCUGCACUCAGACAGCAGCUCAUCCUGAAGGAGAGGACUGAUAGAGGCCUGAAUCACAUCCUCUGGCUUGACAGCAUGUGACGGUAUGGGGUUUGUGAGGGAUGGUGGGGACGGCAGAGACAACAGACAACAGACAACGCUGAUGCUCUUCACAAAAACCUCAACAGGGCUGUAAAAGCGACAACUUUCCCAUCUUGCCAUGCUCAUAUCAAAACACCCCUCAGUGUCAGGAUGAUGCAUGGCUGUGGCGAUGAUACACCAGAGCCAAAAGCUAGGCCGUAAACAGGAUAUUUUCCUUUAAUAAGUGGAUCUGACAGGCUGCAUGAUGUUAAUUUAAUUGGCGUCUUGGACUGACAUAUUUGUUUUCAGCAGUAUAAGGAAGGCACGGGUGAGGGAUGGUAACAUGCGCUCCAUGACUUUGGGUGAUCCACAUGUUCCCCUUGAUUGGUUUCACUACAGUCAUGAGUCAUGACUGCGAUUAAUAGUGCCAACUUGUUUGAACCCUCGUUGAUGUUACUUCACCUAAAAUAUGUUUGAUUUCUGUGCUUCAAAAACGCAGCUUACUUGACAUUUCUCUGACUGCUGUUUCUUAUUUCCUGUAUUUUGUUAUAAGUAGGCUUUUUUUUUGCACUUAUUAUACUGUAAUUAACUGACAUGUUGGCGUGUGCCAUAUUCUCUACUGCCAUAAACAUUCUUUUCUUUAUUUUUUUUUUGUUUACACCUCCCUAUGCCAAUCCAUUGUGCUGAUAUGCCCAAUGCCUUGUUAUAAUAUAUAAGCCCAAGACUGAGCACAGGGCAGAGAGGCUACUUUGCUCAUGAUCAUACACAGGAUCCACAAGAGAAAGAAGCCACAGUGCAAACAACUGAAGUUGUUAAUAUAUCCAGUAGCUGCUCUGAACUGCUGCUUGCCAACAAGUCAGGCCAGGUUGCCUUUUCUUAGUGUUAAUUGCUACUUAGAUAUAUAUAUACGGUCUCACUGCAGGACUGUGCAGGUAACGCAGGCUACUGUAGCUCCAGAGAUGGAACUGUACAAACAACAACAACCAUUGGAUGUUCACCAGUGCAAACAUGUAGUGUUGAAACCUGAAAUGCUGAUUUUAGGGGUUCAAAAAGUGCAGAUAUUUGGCUUCAUUUUCCAAGUUAUCCUGGAUAUUGAUAUGUUAAAAUGUGUAAAAAAAAAAAA
Molecule: messenger RNA, 6035 nt
Organism: Larimichthys crocea (large yellow croaker)
Lineage: Eukaryota; Metazoa; Chordata; Actinopteri; Sciaenidae
Gene: rhbdl1
Product: rhomboid, veinlet-like 1 (Drosophila)
Exons: 12
Coding region: 782-1768 (328 amino acids)
Cellular component (GO): membrane
Molecular function (GO): serine-type endopeptidase activity
Source: RefSeq, a predicted model, not a curated record